Molecule: messenger RNA, 2821 nt
Organism: Umbelopsis ramanniana AG
Lineage: Eukaryota; Fungi; Mucoromycota; Umbelopsidomycetes; Umbelopsidales; Umbelopsidaceae
Exons: 4
Coding region: 49-2658 (869 amino acids)
Biological process (GO): regulation of DNA-templated transcription; DNA-templated transcription
Molecular function (GO): DNA binding; DNA-binding transcription factor activity, RNA polymerase II-specific; zinc ion binding
Source: RefSeq, a predicted model, not a curated record
CAGCUGCCUCGGAAAACGCUCGUCAAUGCUUUCAGCUUUCAUAAUCCAAUGACGCCUCCCGAGGACAUGGAUAAGCAAAAGAGAUUCAAGGUCGGGCGGGCAUGCUACACUUGUAGACAAAAGAAGAUCAAGUGCGACGGCCUCCAUCCUUGUAUGCAGUGCAAAGUUCGCCGCCGACCGUGUUCAUUUGCGAAAGAUGGAAAGGCAGAUAUAAAGGAUUGGACCGAGAAUGCGGAAGGCGAUUAUGAUUCAAAAGACGUACCGACACCACUGGACGCCGAUAUAAAACGCAGCAGUAGUCCCAGCAUUGGCGAACAACGACCCUUCAAGCGAACCUAUUCGGAUUUUGAAACAAACCCACCUACGGACACCACGUCGUUGCACAAUGCCAAUGCUUUGGCUUCCUCAGCCAGAAAACAACUUUUUCUUGCAUACUUCAAAUUUCGCCACGAAAUCUUUGCUAUAUUACCCAGAAAGCAGCUAUUACAAGACUCUUCCGAUUCCGACACCUUCAUAUCUCCUUUACUUCAAAACUCCAUAUUUGCUCACGCUGCAGAUCAUGUCGGGAGAGAUUCAAGUAUUUCCGGAGCGCCAACGUCAGGAACGUCCUUUUUUACGAAAGCCAGCUACAUGGUCCCUGGAUACAUGGACCAAAGUCGACUUAGUACAAUUGCUUCCUUUUGCUUGAUGUCAUUGUACCAUGACGAUCACCUAUCCUCCCUUUGUAAAUCUUGGAUGUACAGUGGAAUGGCAUUUCGAAUGGCUAUCGACGUAGGCUUUCAAAACCCAACCAAUGCCGACCAGGAUAUAUAUAGCUUGGAGUUACGGAAACGAAUUCUAUGGGGCUGCUAUGUGCUAGACAAGAUUCAAAGCCUUAUGUCUGGAAAACAUUUGAUGAUAACAGGUCAUAGUGUCGAGCUGGAGUAUCCUAUACCUAUGCCAAACGAAAAUGCCCUAGACCACGCUGUUCUGGACGGAUUCGUCGCCAUGAUCCGACUCAUGCAAAUCUGCGAAAGAGUAUUACAUUUUGAAUUUUUUAUUGCUCCCCAUACUAAAGAGCAUGAGCAGGCCUCACUCGAUUUAAGCAAUGAAUUACUCAAUUGGCUUCGAAUGCUACCAGAGCAUUUGCAGUGGACGCCUCUUCCGCAAGUUAGCUCUGAAGCCGACCUCCAACCUCCCUCUAGCGCCAUGAUUGCCAAUUUACAUCUUUGUUACAACCUUGUCGAAGUGCGCGUUCUCCAACCAUAUGCUCUUGCGCCAGGAAACAAAGCAAUAAGAAGUCGGUGCUGGGCUGUGGUGACCAACAUUUUGCAACUUGUUGAUUUCGUCUACGAAGACCCCAGCAUUGUUUUUACACCUUUCUUAAUCGUCCAUGCUGCUGAAAGGAGUGCUCAAUUAUACAUUCAUGAGCUUAAUAGUCGGGAAGGGAGCAAGGGCGACUUGACGCACCAUCUGUUCAGUAGAGCACUCAUUGCCCUGAAGCAUUUGCACCAAGCAUUCAAUAUACCCGAAGCUGGAGUGGCGGUCACCCGAUUGGAAACAGCAUUAGCACAAGCGUCAUCGUUCAAAUCGAACGCUGUGCCCGUGAAUUCUCGAACGCAUUUAUCCAUCGAUAUGCUACCAAAGAACAUUCCUCAACAAUCGCCCAAUACUGAAAGCCCAUCCAUGGUAAAUAACGCUUCCAUGAACAAAUUCCAAGCACCACAAGGGGUCAGGCAAAAGGAAGUUUUACGGCCAACUCACCAUGAUUCACAAAUGUCUACCAAAUCGCCUGCAUUUCGUUAUCGGAAUGGCGAAAUACUUCAAGACCAAAGAACAGAGUCUAUCAUUCAUGGACUCCGAAAUGGAUCAGACCCUGUGUUUUCUCAAACACCUCAGUUUGAAACCAACAGAGCAGACCCUUUUGCAUUUGAUGCGCUUCAAGUCGAUUCUGCCGGCCAACCUCAAUGGGAUGUACAACAGAUAUCGUCCAACGAUCCCACUGUCAAUGGUCCCGUCAAGCUUCAAAACUAUGACUACUACAUGAAUGCUCAGAAUUUACCUCGACGAAUUCGCCUCUUCACUCCAUAUCCCACUUACAAUAUCCCUCAACCCUCCACCACGCGUGCUUCUGGCUCUGACCCCAUUGUCUCUGAUGCUAUGCAAGUGUCACCGUCAUCUGUACCAUCACACGCAUCUGCACAUUCGCAAAACUUUCCCUUGUCUAUUUCUGCUGACUCCAUCGACCACCACACCGCAGACCAGUUGUUGUCAAUGGAAACCGAUAUGUCGCACCAGAAUAACUGGGAUGCGCAAAGUAAAUGGUAUCAAGAUUUGCAUAUUGAAACUGACACCAAUUCAACCUCGACCUCGAGAGACGAGCUGCAGAGACAAGCAUCUAACAAUGGCUCAACGCAACAGUCCAGCUCGCAAGCACAGUCUUAUCGUGGCAUUGGACUUGGUGUCUAUGCGUCGGCUCAGCGCCAUCAUACCGAUGUUAUUAGCCAACAUACUCCACUCGGACAUGACCAAAGUCAGACAGCAACGUCAAGUCAAAUCUCUCUGACCCCACCGUACCAACCUUCUCCAUCUCAUGAACCAGAGUCUCAUAAACAAGAUGAUCCCCAGCAUGUCAUAGAUCAUCACCACCUUCAGUUCUCGACGCAAGCAACAGCCUGAUCACUCUAUAAGAAUCUCUCUCCAUGUCAUAUAAUCUUGUACUUUAGCAGUUGUAUCGGUAGCAGACCACCAUGCUUUUCAUAUCUAUUUAUUAUUUUGUAUUUCUCUUUCCCUCCUCAUAUAUCUUUUUGAUUUUUCUGUGUACUUUUAUUUUCUCGGGGUU